Molecule: messenger RNA, 8525 nt
Organism: Esox lucius (northern pike)
Lineage: Eukaryota; Metazoa; Chordata; Actinopteri; Esociformes; Esocidae
Product: membrane-associated phosphatidylinositol transfer protein 2
Exons: 26
Coding region: 56-4468 (1470 amino acids)
Biological process (GO): phospholipid transport
Cellular component (GO): cytoplasm
Molecular function (GO): phosphatidylcholine binding; phosphatidylinositol binding; metal ion binding
Source: RefSeq, a predicted model, not a curated record
CCCCCCACUGUCCCUCUCCCCUCUUCCUGCCACCUCCCCUCGCCCCACAUUCAUCAUGCUGAUCAAGGAAUACAGAAUCCCAAUGCCAAUGAGCGUGGAUGAGUACCGCAUUGCCCAGCUCUACAUGAUCCAGAAAAAGAGCCGGGAUGAGACCUGUGGUGAGGGCAGUGGGGUGGAGAUCCUGGAGAACAAGCCAUAUGAGGACGGCCCAGGGGGAAUUGGCCAGUACACUCACAAGGUCUACCACAUUGGCAUGCACAUCCCCAGCUGGUUCCGCUCCAUCCUGCCCAAGGCAGCACUGCGGGUGGAGGAGGAGUCCUGGAAUGCCUACCCCUACACCCGCACAAGGUACACCUGCCCCUUUGUUGAGAAGUUCUCCAUUGACAUUGAGACAUACUACAAGCCAGACAUAGGGAACCAGCCAGACGUGUUCAACAUGUCCCCAGCUGAGAAGAGGCUACGGACUCUGGACCCCAUUGACAUUGUCAAUGAUCCAAUCCCCCCACACGAGUACCUGCAAGAGGAGGACCCUCGAAUCUACCGGUCAGAGAAGACCAAGAGAGGCCCUCUGCAGGAGGACUGGAUUGAGGAGUACAACAACAACCCAGGGAAGACGCCCAUCAUGUGCGCUUACAAACUCUGCAAGGUGGAGUUCCGAUACUGGGGCAUGCAGUCCAAGAUCGAGAGAUUCAUCCAUGACGUAGGGCUGAGGAAGGUCAUGGUACGGGCCCACCGGCAAGCCUGGUGCUGGCAAGAUGAGUGGUACGGCCUGACCAUCCAGGACAUCAGGCUACUGGAGCUGGAGACGCAGCUGGCGCUGGCCCAGAAGAUGGCCCAGUUCAGCCAGGCUGAGGAGGCCGCCGAGUCCAAUGGAGCCGCUUCGUCCCCAGACAAGAACCAGGAGGCCAAAGAUCCUAUCAGCUCUUUAGAAACUGAGGAGGUGGUCAGUGCAGGGAGCGUGGCGGACACUCUCCAAACAAAACGAGCAGGGUUCACCAAGCAGUGGUCCACCUCUUCCAGAUCUUCCCACUCGUCUAAGAGAGGAGCAAGUCCGUCACGCCACAGCCUGUCUGAAUGGAGGAUGCAGAGCAUAGCGCGAGAUUCUGACGACAGCUCUGAAGAGGAGUUCUUUGAUGCUCACGAGGACUUGUCAGGAGAUGAAGAGGUUCUCCCCAAGGAGAUAUCCAAGUGGAACUCCAAUGACCUCAUGGACAAGAUUGAUGCAGCUGAUGUAGAAGACGUCCCUGGAGAACUGUACAAAGACAUGACAAGGGACUAUGAGAGGACGGCCAGUGAGGAGAGGCUGGAUGAGAUACGUGGCUCUGUUAGCAACCAAGCCGAUAGCUCUACCAUUCCUACCAUCACCGUAACCAAGCACCAGCCAGAGCUCUCCUCACAGCAGUGUCUGCCGCCUUCUAAGAUUCACGUGCUGAUCCUGGUGCUUCACGGGGGCAACAUCCUGGACACAGGCGGAGGGGACCAGGCCAGUAAGCAGGGCGACGUCAACACCAUCACCACGGCCUUUGACACGGUGAUGCGUGUGCAUUACCCCGCCGCGCUGGGCCACAUCGCCAUCCGCCUGGUGCCCUGCCCCGCCAUCUGCGCUGAGGCCUUCUCUCUGGUGUCCAAUCUGAGCCCCUACAGCUAUGAUGAGAGCUGCCUGUCUAGCAGUCAGGACCACAUCCCCCUGGCUGCCCUGCCUCUCCUUGCCACAUCUGGCCCCCAGUACCAAGAGGCCGUGGUUACAGUUAUCAUGAGAGCCAACCAAGUGUACAAUGACUUCAUCAAGUCCCUGGAUGGGGCAACCUUCUCUGGCCAGGUGUGUCUGAUUGGGGACUGCGUUGGAGGGAUCCUGGGGUUUGACGCUUUGUGCAGCAGCAACCAAACUACUGGUGAGAGCCAGAACAGCAGCCGCAGGGGCAGUGUAAUCAGCAUUCAGGACCAGGACCUCCUCUCCCCAGGCAUCGUCAUUAACAGCGGGCAAGGGUCCUCCUCUCCCACCCUGGAGGGCAGCCGCCACCUGAGCCGCAGCAACAUCGACAUCCCCCGCUCAGGAGGGCCUGACGACUCCAAGAAACAGCUGCCCCGCAAGAGGAGCGACUCCUCCACAUACGAGCUGGACACCAUCAAACACCACCAGGCUUUCCUGACCAGCCUCCAUGCCAGUGUUCUGCGGACCGACUCAAGCUCCCGGCGGUCCAGCAGUAGCACCUUCCAGGAUGGCGGCUCUCUGGGGAAGUUCGACUUCGAGGUGGCAGACUUCUUCCUGUUCGGGUCUCCUCUUGGCCUGGUCCUCGCCCUGAGGAAGACUGUCAUUCCUGUGCUGGAUGUGGCCCAGCUGCGCCCAGCCUGCCAGCAGGUCUACAACCUGUUCCACCCAGCUGACCCCUCGGCAUCACGACUGGAGCCACUUUUGGAGAAGAAGUUCCACCUUCUGCCACCGUUCAACAUACCCCGCUACACUCGCUUUCCCCUCGGGGAUGGCAACUCCGCUCUACUGGUGGAGACUGUCCAGAACAACCCUCAGCUCCUGCUCGAUAGUGGGGCCCCUCUCUCUUUCCGCUGUCAGGAGUCCAUCACUGAGACCUGCAUCCCUGUGCCUGUGUUAAACUGGCAGGAUGGCUGCCUCAAGGCUUCACCUGCUGUCCUGGAGUCGGAUGUUGUUCAGUCUCAUGGUGGUGUCUUCAUGGACAGUUCGUACCCCUCCUCCCCCGUUACGGGCCCCCACUCCCGGGGCCUGCGGAGGGCCAGUGAGGUCAGCAUUGCCAGCCAGGUCUCAGGAAUGGCAGACAGUUACACUGCCACCAACAUGGCCAACACACAACCGUGCCAAAUUAACCAAAACAAAAAAUCCAGCCUUUUGUCCCUAAUUGCCCUGUCACCGCAAAACAAAUUUUCCCUGAGAAGCCCCCCUAAGUCCUUUAGAAAAGAAAGGGCUGACCCAAUCCCAGGAUCUACUGACAGAGACAAAGGAAUCAGGCCAGACCCAGAGGCAGACACUGCCCGAGAAGUUAACGGAGGUGUAAGCCCCUGUGUUCAGUUAGAGAGGCAACUAUCAGCUGGCCUGGAUCAUGCCUUUACUGACCUGGUAUCUCUGGACUCCCAGGCAGACAUGGACCAAGUCGCAGCCCGUUGGUGGGGCACCAAGCGUAUAGACUUUGCCUUGUACUGCCCUGACGCCCUGACCGCCUUCCCCACGGUGGCACUACCGCACCUCUUCCAUGCGUCCUACUGGGAGUCCACGGACGUGGUGUCGUUCCUGCUGCGACAGGUGAUGCGGCACGAAAACUCGAGCAUACUGGAGCUGGAUGGUAAGGAGGUGUCGGAGUUCACUCCAUCUAAACCCCGGGAGAAGUGGCUCAGGAAGAGGACCCACGUCAAGAUCAGGAAUGUGACAGCCAAUCAUCGUGUGAACGAUGCAGUGUUCACGGAAGACGGUCAGCAGGUUGUUACAGGCCGCUUCAUGUAUGGACCUCUGGACGUGGUCACACUGACAGGGGAGAAGGUGGACAUCCACAUCAUGACCCAGCCCCCAUCCGGAGACUGGGUGUACUUUGACACAGAAGUGACCAAUAGCAGUGGCCGUGUGUCAUUCACCAUCCCAGAGAGCAAACGGCUGGGUGUUGGUGUCUAUCCGGUCAAACUCGUGGUCAGGGGCGACCACACAUUUGCAGACAGCUACCUGACAGUGCUUCCUCGUGGGACCGAGUUUGUGGUGUUCAGUAUAGAUGGCUCGUUCGCUGCUAGUGUUUCCAUCAUGGGGAGUGACCCGAAAGUGAGAGCGGGAGCAGUCGACGUGGUCAGGCAUUGGCAGGACCUGGGCUAUCUGAUUGUCUAUGUAACGGGGCGUCCAGACAUGCAGAAGCAGAGAGUGGUGGCCUGGCUGUCUCAGCAUAACUUUCCUCAUGGUAUUGUCUCUUUCUGCGAUGGCCUGGUCCAUGACCCCCUGAGACACAAGGCCAACUUCCUCAAGUCACUAAUGGAGGCUCACAUGAAGAUUGUCGCAGGCUACGGUUCAACCAAAGACAUCUCAGUGUACACCUCCAUCGGCCUUUCUCCAUCUCAGAUCUACAUCAUUGGCCGACCAUCCAAGAAGAUGCAAACUCAGUGCCAGUUCAUUACGGAGGGCUACGCCACGCACCUCUCUCAGCUGGAGUACAGCCAGCGUUCCCGGCCAGCCAAGACGACCAGCGCCCGCAUGGCCCUGCGGAAAGGCAGCUUUGGUCUGGGCGCAGGCAGCGACUUCCUGCGGAAGCGGAACCACCUGCUGCGCACCAUAUCCUCUCAGCCGGCUCCCAGCUCGCCAACCGGCAGCGGCCACGGCAGACCGGAGCGCACACAGAGCCAGUCGGACGGCCACAGCCACCACGGCCCGGGGCCGGCCCAGCGCAGCAUGAGCAUGGCAGCAGGGUGCUGGGGCCGCAGUGGCAGCACCAAGCUGGAGCCUGGGGUCUUCAGCCCAAAGUAGGGGUUAGGGGUCGGGAGGGGUGAGGUGAGGUGAGGAGGAUCGUGUGCAAAUUGUGUAAAUGGAGAACGGCGAUGAGGAACGGGAAAGACUUUCAAAGGGAGAGAGGGGCAAUGAACAGGGGGGAGAGUGACGUGCUGAUCCAUAGGAUGCCAUUGCUCUAACCACAGUGAAAGGAGGAGUAAUGAGAAUAUACAGCAUUCAAACAAUUGGUGCUAUGAACUUGUCUUUGUAAAGUCCUUCAAUAUACAUAAAUCAACAAAGGCAACAACAAACAGAGGUUAUGCCUCUUUUUACUUCAGACAACGAUACAAUGGAGAAAGACCUUUUAAGAAAGAUCUUAUUUAAGCAAAGGACAUGCAUGCACAAAACCCAAACUAUCUACUGGCCAACAAUAGGAAGGACUCCUAAAGGAAGACUUUGGCCAACCAGGACAGUUUGUGAGUUGCAUAUUGUUUGUUUUAUUUAUCAAUGUCUUUAAUACCGUUAUAUCGAUAUACACAGUUUGUGUCCUGGACUGGAGCUUCGGGUUGGAGCUUGAUCCAUACUUUGUUGAAUCAGCAUUCACAUUCUGCCAGUUCCCCUGCAUCAUGACUCCAGAACCACGCAAAUACAGUCACAGUAGAAUAAUGCAUCCAGCUCAGGCAGCUGCAGUCCUCAACGGAUGUGUACCAGUUACACUUGAUACCCAAACCAUUGUCUGUGUUAUAACACUGAACUUGUUACAUUACAGGCCAUUGCAGUCAUUGCUUUUACAAAGAGUAUAUUUUGCAUAUUACUUGCAGGGCAAACUUGUAUUGCUGAUGUGCCAAAGUAAGCAUAAUAAAGUUGUGCUCAGUAUACAGUAAGUGAAGUUUAAUACAAGAUGUCCUCUGACAGACUGAAAGUGCUCUGUGGACGUUGUUUGUUAUGAUUGUAUAGUGGAAGAGAACCAAGACUUGUGUAUAUAUCACUGUAUAAUCAGGCAGGUAGAGCUGCAGUCAGGUCUACUAAGGGGCCAUAUCUCUAGUGUCCUCUUCACACUGAGGAGAUUCACAUUCAGGAUAUACUUUUUAGUUAUUAACAUAUAUUCAUUUUGCCAGUUUCAAGUCUUUUGGUUGUUUUUUAACACAAUCAUUCACAGCAGCCAAUACAUGGCUGAGGUAUUUGCCUUGCAAGAUGUUGUGUUUCUAUCAUUUGACUGAUCAUGCAAUUCAUGACACUUGUAUUAAUGUAUCUAUCUUAAUGUGUCAUGUUUAUUAUUAUAUAUUAGAACAUUUGAGAUAUAUUCAGUCACUUCCUGAGCUGUAAAUGAGACAUUGAAUGUGAUUGUGCACGUAUAAAAUACUAUUUAGGUUAUUGGGAGUCAUUUGAAGCCUUGGAUUAAAAAUAUGUAGAUAAAAUCUGUAGAUAACGAUAAAAUACGUAUAGGAUCUUAGAGGGUCAAUUUGUUCAAUGCUGUUAAUUAACAAUGUUGAUUGAUCUUAGUUUAUUCUUUCAUGUGUACCUAUUCGCUGUUUCAAACCUGUGUAGAACAAUGAAAUGGUGCAAUAUUACCCACAAUCAUGCCACAGCAACAGACCCGCAGUGUGUGACGAAUGCCACCAUGCAUCGACAAUCAGUUGAGGCACAUGCUGAGACAAAAUCUCAUGCUAACACACACUGUGUCCUGUGAUUUGAGACAUACGGGUAUAACAGUUUUCAAAGCCUAUGGUUAUGUCAAAUUGUGGGAUCUUGAUAGAAUUGUCAUUACAUUUUCUGUGUGAUCCUGGGACAAGGAAGACUGUAUGAGGGUGUAUGGGGAGAGAAGAACAAAGUGGUCAAGUGGGGUCAACUCAAUCCAGAUUACUCUGUUUGGGAAGGAAUGAGGCACCAGACUGCAUUUAGCACUAUCAGAUAGGAUGAAAUGCAUAGAAAUGAUGUUUGUCUUGAUUCAAUUCAAGUUUUAUUCCGUUCUAUUUAUUACAUUUCUUUGCAUUUAAUCAUAGAGGACAGGUGAAAUUCAGAGAGAAUAUAUUGGGGAAACUGGGCUCUAGGCCAUUGGUGCCCUCAUUCCUGAGGUUGUUCACAUUCUGAUUAAGUCCGCGUUCAGACGCCAAGAUGAUUCCAUGACAUGUGAUCAGAUGGGUAGUCAGGCAAGCAUUGUCUUAAUGUGUUAACAAAGCAUACAGAUACAUAAAUACAUUUUUCUCACCAGAACUUAACCAAUCAGAUGCGCUUGAAAAGGUACGUGGACAGUUGUUUUUAUUUUUAAGUUAUCUUUCUGGAUUUUGUCUACUGGAUAGGAUUAAAUGCAUAAUACCAUUAGGAGAUCUGAUGGGUCACUGACUCGAAUGGGCACUCCUGUUUUAUUCAUUAUAUUUCUACACACACAACCCUACCUGAAAUAAUGGCCUCAGAUGAGAUUGGUCAAAAGACCAACUACUGGAAAACCAUAUUGUAAUUGAGCUCCCUGUGUAAAUACAGCUACCGUCUGUAUCAAGCCAGGGUAAACAUGUUGCUGCUUUUACACAGUCCUGUUCUCAUUUUUUUUGGACCGAUCACAUCAGAGCUAUUGACAUUCUAUUGAACAUAAUACAUUUUAUUUGGGGGACACCUUUCAAAACAAUCAAGAUAUCUUACAUAAAAAUAUCUAUAUACUGUAGGUGAGUUAAUCAACAGUGCAAUUUUAAAAAGAAAAAGUCUAAAAUCAGGGGACAAAUCAAACAAACACACAGGGGAAAGAUAGGAAAGGCUACAGUUUGUAGGCAGUAUGGAAUAGUUGUUUUGAGGAGGGUUGUGAAUGUGGUGACUGUGGCAGCCUGUCGUGAGUGAGUGGGGAGUGCAUUCCAGAGUCUGGGUGCAGAGCAGCUUAAAGCACGGCUUUGUGUUUUGGUUUUUGUUUGGGCAAAUCAAGAGAAGAUUAUAAACUGUAAAUGAGCAUUUCCAGUUAUAUAGGAAAACAAAUAAAGAUGCAGAAUCUGUAUUGUGAACCCAUUGUUCCAGAGCUUUUGGUUUAACUGCCAAUAUAUAUCAUACAUAUAAUUUGAGACCACACUGUUCCUGCGCAAUGCCCUAUGAUGGGUACAUUCCAGGGUGACCCAAAAAGCAUUGCCCCAAAUACUCAUGAACAUGCAUGGUGAAGAAUGCCAUCAGUUGAGCUAGAAGGGCUUAUGUGGUGAGGCAAGGCUGUUUCUAGAGUCACUAUCCAUAUAAUGAGCUUUUCCAAUAGCAACACACAUGGAUUUCUCUCUAGACAAUUUCUGUGCAUCCCAAAAACAGAUUAGUGAAUUUGGCUACAAGAACAACAUGCACACAUUUACAAGGCCGUUCUUUAAAGGUAGACUCAGUAAUAUGUUCUAAAUGCAACACUUCCACAUGUCAGUGGAAUUAUGGGUAAACUUCUCUAUUGGUCCCUUGGCUAGUAUGUUGUACUCGCGUGGAGCAAACCAGUGCAUAUUUGCACUGUUUAGAGCCAGGUUUCACAUUCAUAUAAAGAUCAAAAAAUAUUUGCUGUGCUGUUCACGGUAAUGUAAUUCUGUAGUCUAACUUUGAAGCAUCGAUCCGUAUACUGAACAUCACUCAUGUAAAAGGUAAACCUGGGAAAUCACCGGUUAAGCUCAUACACCUCUGGACAAACAUAAGCUCCACAUAUGUACUGGUGGCAGAUGGAAACCAGAGGCCUUACAGUAUGUUUCCCAUUUUGCCUUAAAUUUGCUGUUCCCAGGUUUGAUUCAUGACUCCUUGGAAUAAUCCGCAGUAGAAUUUCCUGUAUGGUCACUGAAAAAGGCUAUACUUUCCCAUUGAGACAUUGGUAUGACUUAUAUGUUUGGUUGGUUGUAUCUACAGGGAAAUAGUAUAAAUGUACAAAGCAAAAAAUAUCAAACUUCCACUUUGCGCUUUAAAACAGGUUUCAUCUCAUGCUUAUAAAAAGUUAAAUGCUGACUGAAUUUGAUAAUAUUGAAAUUAACCUUACUCUGCUUGUAAAAAUGUCUGAUGGUAUUCAGUAUCAAAAUACUAUACUUUGUAACUAUUACAUUUUAUUUAACCCAUUCCUUGUGUUUCCAUGUACAGUGUAUAAAAUAAGUAUGAAGAAACUCAA